Messenger RNA from Impatiens glandulifera, 807 nucleotides. RefSeq lists its product as uncharacterized. NCBI's taxonomy places the organism in Eukaryota, Viridiplantae, Streptophyta, Magnoliopsida, Ericales, Balsaminaceae. The coding region runs from base 1 to 807 and encodes 268 amino acids. The transcript has 5 exons. The record is from RefSeq and is a predicted model, not a curated record.
AUGGAUAUUGAUGUAUCCUUAACUUUUAAGGUUCAUAUGGAGUCCACCAUAAAUCCUGAGUUUGCUGGGAGGGUCUCAUGGAAAACCAAUAUCGAAAGAAUUGCCACCAAGUUUACUUCAAUGAAUCUAACGAAAAUGUUCUCAGGAACGAUAAUACACCAAAUGCUCUUGAGGAAGUGCAGCUCAAAUUCUAUGGAGAUGAAGUUCCUCGUGAAUGGAGAGAAGCUAUACUUCGGGAUGAAGGAGUUUGCAUUGGUCAUAGGCCUAAAUUUUGGGAGAUUCCCUACGGACGAAACCAUUUUCAAUCAAGUUGAAGAAUGUUCACCUUUGGGAGAUGCAUGGAAAUUGGGGUUAGUAUACCUGGUUUGCCAAUAUCUCAUCGCCCUUGACCCAAAUAGGAUAAUAAAUAUCACACUCCUCAGCAUGGUCGAGGACAUCGACACUUUCCUCAAUUUUCCAUGGGAAAAGUUGUCCUUUAGAGAAACUAUAAAGGGUUUGAACAAGAACCUUGGUCACUACAGGUUGCUAUAUCUGGAUAAGAAGAAAGCCUUGGGGAAGAAGAAUAAAGACAAGAAUGUCGAUAUUUCUUAUACCGUAAAUGGGUUUGCAUUAGCUUUACAAGUGUGGAUCUAUGAGGAUGGGCUAGUGGAGGAGAAGAAUAAUGAUGGGAUUGUGGAGGAAGUUGAUGUGCUUGAUGAGAAAUCCAAUGAUAGGAUUGUGGAGAAGAACAAUGAUGGGAUUGUGGAGGAAGCUGAUGUGCUUGAUGAGAAAUUCAAUUAUGGGAUUAAUUGUGGAGAAGAAGAUUGA